GAAACGGGACUUUGAAAACAGAAACGAAUCGGUGACGUUUUGUUGCAAAUUGUACUACCUCCAAAAGUCUACAAAUCGGAGUGCGGCUUGUUAACGUAUACCAUUUUUGUUCGGAAACUUAUAGUUUGAAUUUCUUAGAAGUGUUUCAAAAUGACAGCUUUACCUCGGAGAAUAAUCAAGGAAACACAGCGCUUGAUGCAAGAACCAGUCCCUGGGAUCAGUGCCGUGCCGGAUGAUAGUAACGCCCGAUAUUUCCACGUUAUUGUCACCGGUCCAGAAGAUUCGCCCUUCGAAGGAGGACUAUUCAAGCUGGAACUGUUUCUACCAGAAGAUUACCCUAUGUCAGCACCUAAAGUUCGUUUCAUCACUAAAAUCUACCAUCCUAAUAUUGACAGACUUGGACGUAUUUGCUUGGACAUUCUAAAGGACAAGUGGAGUCCAGCUCUACAAAUUCGAACCGUGCUUCUUUCAAUCCAGGCCCUUCUCAGUGCUCCAAACCCAGACGAUCCGCUGGCAAACGAUGUGGCAGAACUCUGGAAAGUAAAUGAAGCCGAGGCCAUCCGCAACGCGAAAGAGUGGACCCGAAGAUAUGCUAUGGACAAUUGAUGUGGAACUGGACUGAUUAAUAGAUUCCUGCAUGGGCCAAUUUAUAUCACUGUCAUGAAACAACACACAUUUAUGUUUUAAUUAUGUUACGUUAACUUGGGGGGUAAAAGCUAAUUUGCAGGUAGGGAAUUCCAAUCAGCUUAUCAUCGUUUAUUGCUAUUGGGUCACUGCCCACCCAUGCAGGGCUCUGGAGAUAUCUGGAAGAGUUUCAACAGAUGUAUAGCCCAUUUGCAAAUUACACAAAGAAGGUUUCAUAGUCCCAUCACAUUAUGUCAUUUGCAAAUGGCUUCAAAAUUCUCUUAAGGAGUGAAUAAAAUCACUGUUAUGUCAAGUAUCUUGGCUACUUGUAAACUAUUUUCCAUUGGUGAUUUUCUUUCUUAUCGCUUAAGAUGAGAGUUGUAUGUAUUUCCAUGACUGUAGCAAGUUUUUGCCAAACUGAAUUGUUUAAGCAUUGGCAUUAUGAAAAACAACUCAUCCAAUAAGUUUUGUUUUUUACUUGGCCUAAAGGCUGCAUUACAGCAAAUUGGUUUAGGUAUUUACAAAAUAAAGAGCAUAUAUAUACACAUAUGCUUCUUCUGUCUCAACACAGUUUUUAUGUUAUCACGUAUAUUAUCCAGUUACUGAUUUGCGGUUCCAUGAACCUGUAGUUUGUGCGCCGAAGAGCGACGGCUGUUGUUUAUAUGUAGCAGAAUGUGCCUGGUUCAUCAAUGUUGUACAGUUCUUAAUGAUUUGAAUAAAUUAGCCAUAGGAAGCCAA
This is a messenger RNA of Zootermopsis nevadensis, 1362 nucleotides long. Its product is annotated as ubiquitin-conjugating enzyme E2 N. The record is from RefSeq and is a predicted model, not a curated record. NCBI's taxonomy places the organism in Eukaryota, Metazoa, Arthropoda, Insecta, Blattodea, Termopsidae.